AAAAAUUGCACCGCUCUUCGAUCGAAAACAAAAAAGAUGACAAUUUUGUAUAAAGUGGAAAGUCGGCGAGAAUUUGGCAAUGCCAAGGACAGCAGCGUCUUCCCGCACAAGGUGGUGCUCUGCGCCGUCUCCGCGCGCAACAUAAUCGCAUUCAGCGCCCUGCAGAGUCUCUCCACACACGUCUAUGUCUGCGACAUUGUUACGCCCUGGCAAUAUUACAAAGUUUGCGUCUCCAAAUCGCUGAUAAAUGUGCUCGCCUGGAGUGCGAGUGGGGAACAACUGCUGCUGGGCUUCAUUGGUGGUCGCGUAGAGAUCUGGCAGCCAAGGGAGCAGGCAUUGAAUGUGUGGCAACUACACUAUUUCGCCCACAUACCCAGCGAGGACAUCAUCGAGGCGCGUUUCUUUCACAACGGCAAAGGUGUUCACUUCAACGCCCAGAAAAAGGAUCACAUCUACUAUGCGGAGAAAUUUGAGCGUCUCGAUCAGCGGCCCACAUUGACCGGGUUUGGUGGCGUCGCCACCGAGGGCUGCAUUCUGCUGACCUCAUCGGGCUUGCUGGCCGCUUUUACGCUGUCGCCGCUGCAGAAACAGUCCGCCACCGGCAAUAGUCCGCCCGAUCCCGCCACGCUCCAUUUAACUAACAACAACACAAACAGCAGCAACAGCAACAGUUGCAGCGGCAGCAACAACAGCGAGCAAAUAGAAUUGAUUCCUGCCACGCACAGCAUUGGAAUCUCUCGCAGUUAUAUCGAGCACUGCAGCAUUUUGGCCAGCGCCAGCGGCGCCCUCAACAUUGCCUACAGCAUUGGCUGGCAGCAGCAGCAGCAGCUCGUCCACUGCUUCAAGGUCUCUCUGCAACUGGAUGGCAAACGCAUCAGCAUCAAGUCGGAGUCGCUGGCCAGCAUCUUUCUGCAGCCGCUGGAGAGCAGUCGUCGCAUCUCGCAGCUGCUGUGGACACGCCUGGGCAACGACGAUGUCAUCUAUGUGGUCUUUGCCGGUUCUGAGCAGAGCAGUCUGCUCGAGCAGUGGACGCUGACGCGACGCCAUCAAAAUGUGCACGCGCUGCUUCAGCAGCAAUCAGCCUCCUCCGCCUCAGCUUCGUCAGCAGCCACGUCGUCAUCCUCGGCACUGGCAACAGCAGCAGCAACAUCAGCUGCUUCUGGCGCCAGCAAACCAUCAGUGGACUGUGAGAGUUGGGAGCAGGUGGCCAAGCUGCAGUUGAAUGCAAACAUUGCCCAGUUGUGUUGCACGCGACUCGCCGGCGACUCCGAGCAGCUGUAUGUGAUCCUGCAGGAUAAUAGCGUACAGGUGCUCGAGCCGGGCACCUUGAAGCAACUGCAGCACACACAAUUCGAACGUGGCAACAGCAGCAGUGGCAACGAUGCCAGCGAUGUGGCCAGAUUUGUGUGCGCCGAUCUGACGCCCACCAGUCAAAUGCUGCUCAUCUUCGAUAGCCAUGCGCAGCUGCAUGCGAUGCAGACGCCAGUGCUGCUCAAACAGAGUGCAACGGGCAGCAUGCAACUGCUGUUGCUGCUCCUCGAGUAUUGCAUCGUGACCGGUGUGGAUGCGAGUGAUGUGCUGCUCCUCAACCUGGGCAAUCUGGAGGCGCUCGUCGAGAAGCUAACCGAGAAUUUCACACGACAACCGUCGUAUGUGCGUCAGUUUUACUAUGCCAACUUUUUGGCAUUGAAGAGCAAUCUGUGCCGUGCCCAGCAACAGGAAUUCGAUAAUCUCAUCAUUUUGCACGCGAUCUCGUCCACAUUUAAGAGUCUAUUGCGGCCAUCGGAUUUGGGUUGCCAGGACAAGGGACCGGCCGAUAAUUUGGCGAUGAAACUGGCCGAAUCGGUGCCGGAUGUGGACAAUGUAAUGUUGAAUCUGGAUCCCAAAGAUUUUACUGUGGAGCCGAUGAUGUUGCAGAGUCUGCAACAGCUCAUCCAGUGGGUGACAGAUCUGGCACUGAAUAUGCUCAAUCGUCUGCCCGACGAGGUAAUCAAAUGCAAACUGGCUGGGAAACGGCAGGGCAGCUAUGACAUCAGUCGCGACAUUGUCGCCAUCAGCAGUCUGCGGGAACUGCUCGUCAUGAUCCGCAUUUGGGGACUGCUCAAUCCGCAGUGUCUGCCCGUCUACACGAAGACGAUGGAGAACAUUGAUGUGCUGGCGAUAUUGUUUCGGCUGCUCACACGUCUUGCCCAGAAUGUUGCCGAACCGGAUGAACUGUUGCUCGACGAGUGUAGUUUGCUCUCCAAGCAGCUGCUCAUUCCCCAGCUGGCCAGGCACAAUCCGACCACACUGCUCAGCGCCCAGGGUUAUGCGGCUGUGAAGUCCGGCCAGCUGACAUUCACCUCGCUGGUGGAGCCCGUCGGGCUGCAGGACAUCGAAAUGGAGCAAGUGGUCUUCGCCAAUUGUGUCAAGGAUGGCGUCAGCAAUCUCCAAUUGGGUGCCAAUCCCAGCACCAUCCGCAGAUGCGCCCGCUGCGGUUUCGUCAACAGCGCCAACAAAGUGGCCAAAACAUCAGCGCUGAAGGCGUGGUGCAACAAGUGGUUGCAUUGCCACUGCGGCGGCUUCUGGAAGCAAAUUAAUUAGUCUAUUCUACUCUAGACGAAUAAGCAUUACUCUUUAUUUGUAAGACUGUUCAGUGGAAUAUUCGAUGGGUAGGCGGAUUGCAGAUUGCAGGAGUCGUGCUGGUCAAAGCAAGGGCUGCUAUGCCUGCAAUUUCGUUCAGGAUGCGAAUCCCUCCUAACAACCAAUUUGUAGCUUAACUUUUGAUAACUAGGCAUAAGCUCGAUAAGAAGAAUUGUAUUAUAAAAUUAAAGCAUUAAGCGAUGUCCUUUA
This is a messenger RNA of Drosophila grimshawi, 2832 nucleotides long. RefSeq names its product mediator of RNA polymerase II transcription subunit 16 (gene MED16). Lineage: Eukaryota; Metazoa; Arthropoda; Insecta; Diptera; Drosophilidae. Gene Ontology annotation, biological process: positive regulation of DNA-templated transcription. Gene Ontology annotation, cellular component: mediator complex. The transcript is spliced from 3 exons. Gene Ontology annotation, molecular function: protein binding. The record is from RefSeq and is a predicted model, not a curated record. The coding region runs from base 37 to 2583 and encodes 848 amino acids.